Magallana angulata is the source of this 1547-nucleotide messenger RNA. RefSeq lists its product as uncharacterized. Lineage: Eukaryota; Metazoa; Mollusca; Bivalvia; Ostreida; Ostreidae. The record is from RefSeq and is a predicted model, not a curated record. Bases 60 to 695 code for a protein of 211 amino acids. The transcript has 3 exons. Gene Ontology annotation, molecular function: FMN binding; oxidoreductase activity. Gene Ontology annotation, cellular component: cytosol.
CAUCGAGUCGGAGCGAGCGCUAGCUAGAUCGGGCCGAGUGCACGGGGGUGGCAUUGUGCAUGUAUCGUCAAUACCUCAGGGAGAGAGAAAACAUGUCCAGCGGGGGAAAACUCAAGGUGCUUCUCAUCCUGGGCAGUAUCAGGGAUGGACGCCAGGGGCUGAGGGUAGCGAAAUUUAUGAGAAGGAAACUGGAGGAGAGAAAUUUUGAUGUCAAAUUCUUCUAUCCCGUGGAAAUGAAGUUCCCAUUAAUAACCCAGCCAGUACAUUUUUAUGGUCCCGAAAGGAAAGGAGCCCCGGCAAUUUUGGUCGAAAACGAAAAGUUUGUAAAAGAUGCGGACGCUUACGUCAUAGUGUCGGCGGAGUACAAUCACAAUGUGCCCCCGGCCCUGACCAAUCUCCUGGACGCCUUCCCUUGCAGCGCCUACUCCUACAAGCCUAGUGGCCUCGUCUGUUAUUCCAUGGGUCAAUUCGGGGGAAUGCGGGCAGCCAUGGCUUUGCGCGCCAUCACGGGAGAGCUAGGGUGUCUCAGUGUCUCCAAUAUUUUCGGAAUCCCCACCGUGCAGAACGCGUUCGAUGAAGAGGGGAACCCUAAAAACGACCACAUGGAGUCGGGGGCUAAGAAAAUGCUGGACCAAUUAGAAUGGAUGGCUACAGCCAUGAAGAAUCACCGAGAGAAAGUGGGCGUGCCCAGUUAGCAGUCACGUGACUUAGUUUCUCUCACCAAUAAAUUAUCCAUGACAUAGAUCUGAAUUCACAUGCCGUAUAAUAGUUUUAUUGGUAUUUACUAUUUAAAUUAUAGGUUAGAUUUCAGAAAAGUGUAAUUCAAGAUUACAUGCGUUUUGUAGUUGCAAUAAAGUUAUAGUCAUUAUAUAAUUUCUUCUUCUUCCAGUAUUGGUAAUAGUGAUAAUUAUAAUAAUAGUAAUGAGUUUAUUCCCAAAUUUGGGUCCAGAGGGCAUACAAGAUUACCUUAUCAGAAAGAAAUGUCUAAAAGAGAGAUUCUACAUACAAAAUAGUCCAUACACAUAAAUGAACUUGUAACAGCCGGGCAAGUGUGCAUCAGUAUGUCAUAACAUAUUAACAAUGUACAUAUAAUAUGUAGUCAUAAAAGUAGUUAAUACAAAUAUAAAGAUAAUAUCAUGAUCUAUAUAAGAAUUUCACUAGUACAUUUAGAUCUCAAAUUAUUCUGUCUUUUUUUUGAAAGUAUGAAUUAGAAAUUCACUUAACUUUGUAAGUAUUGUUUUGUCUUCAUUGGACAUUAACCAGAUAAAUUUGUCUUUCUUUGUUAAAAGUAUAAAAAAAUUGUUAAUUAUUGAGAUAUAAUGGAAAAAUUAAAAUCUUUUUUACAUAAUGGACAUUCAGUAAGAAAGUGAUAUUCAUCUUCUACACAAUUUUGGUGACAGGAAAUUCUAUAGGAAUUCUUUGACCAGUAUUAUUUUUUUACAAAUUAAAAUCUAUCUCUGACAACUCAUAAGUCGUGUGCACUUAAAUUCUGAAUCUACAAAGUGUUUUUCUUAUAUCAUGAGAUUGAAUAAAGAUAUAUGUUUCCA